AUGCAAAGCACAAGCACAGCUGCAGUCAGAGGCUUCAUCGAUCUCCUCGAUGCGCAAUCCGAAAUCAAGCCUUCUGGAUUUCAGAGCCGGGUCAAGGCGUCAGGCGCACGGGAUUACGGGGAAGAUGUUGCAGACCGCAACAUUGGCGAGAAUGGCGUAGACCUCGAGUCCGACAAAGUCCAGGCAUUUUACGCAACAAAUGGUGGCAGUCCGCGGGAUCGACACAACGGCGCGUUUGCGGCUCCAGCGAGGGCCCAGUUUGGAGACAAAGAACAAACGUUUAAGACUCCCCGACGCCACGAUUCUCUGGACAACGAGGCCCGCACAAAGUCUUUGACGUCAGCGAGCCUCGGCCAGGUACCAUUUCGAACUAAUAUGUUCAAUCCCGAGAGCUCCCUUAGCCGCGAGCCAAUAAUGGAGUCUGUUUCAGAGACGAUUCGCGGCCGUCGAAGGCAAUCACUAGGUGCCUACAUUCCUACGACGCCAUCGAAUGCGGCGACGGGUAGAGCGCUGAGUCUUCGAAAAUCGACAGCCGAUGCCUCUGGAUCCCCAAGCACUCGACAACACAAGCGGCGAUCUACCCUCGGCGGUGAAGCGCCGCUGAACGAAUUAGGCAUUUUCACAUCCCGAGGCGGGCCUAUCGAUUCGUCUUUGUCGCCAAAGACGACCCAGAAGCCAACGUUCUUGGUCAAGCACAACUACUCGUUACCGGUUCAGCAACGCCCAAAGACUUCUUCAGGUCUCGUCCAUACCGAAUCAUACCAGGCGGUGAGGCCGCCAUCCCGCGGAGGGUCAGUAGCCAAUCCCACACCCUCCUCCCCAACCCAGAAGUCACCAUCCAAACGGCACACCCUUUCCGCGAUAGGCGGUGCUGCAUCAUCUACCCGCUCUACCGAGUGGCCGCGGAAUGCGAAGCCCGACGGAGGGUCCGACACAAGAGGAUGGGUCGGCCGAGUUGAGGUUGAGAGCUUUGUUGAUUCUGCGGAUGUGUCCUCACCGGCGCCUUCACCUCAUGUGAUGAGAAGUGGCCACUCGUGGCGUGAAACGCAGGAUGAUUCUUAUCUACGGUCCAAGAGUAACGGGACACUGUUCGGCAAGGGCAAGCUGGACGAGAUUUACGAACACGUGCCGAUGCGGACGAGUAGUCUCCGGCACUGGUCUAUUUCGUCAGCGACGCCCACCAUGUCGAGUACCAGCUCCUUUCAACGACCUCAUUCUCGACACACGACAACGACAACCAUCGAUCUGGCUACCAUGUCGUCCUUCAUCAACGACAGUCGCAGCUCCUUGCACAGUGGCACGGGCGACCACGCGUCAUUCUGCACGGCGCUGGAGAGUGCGUUGCCUUCGCCGACUACUCCUGCAAAGCCCGGAGACCCAUUCAACAUUGACGACUACUUGUCGUCAGACGACGAUAUCGAUGCCGACUCGUUCAUCACCACGCGCAAACGUGAUUCAGCACACAGCGGCGGUUACGAGGAAGGCCUCCUCUUUUGUGAUGAAGGGUACGGCGAAGGCGGCCUGCAGUUGCCGGGCCUCUUUGACAGCCUGUCCAACAUUCCGGACCCCGACACCACGUCGCCAGAGCGGUAUGGUCACAAGUACUCGCUCAGUAACCCCGGAGGCCAUCUGCACCGGAGGUUCUCUCUGGACCCUAGGAUCGAAGCGCCAAUCUCUACUCUUGAUGAAGACGAUGAUGCCGAGGACGAGGAUGAGGACGAUGGUCUAUAUGACAUCCCCAUGCGAUCGGAUUUGGCUCUCGGGCGCCGGGGGACGAGGAGGAUCUCGGCGCUGGGGACUAUGUACCAGAGUAUUGAGGAGGAAAAGGACGAGAAUGUCGACGUUCGGGCUGCUGUUCGGCUUCGCAAGGAAGAUAAGGCGCGGCAGCGGGCGUUGGCAAGAUUCAGCAAGGUGCAGCGCAAGAAGGUGUCGCACUUUGAGGGGAAGCAGGGCGGUAGUGAGUGA
This is a messenger RNA of Colletotrichum phormii, 1965 nucleotides long. RefSeq lists its product as uncharacterized. NCBI's taxonomy places the organism in Eukaryota, Fungi, Ascomycota, Sordariomycetes, Glomerellales, Glomerellaceae. Bases 1 to 1965 code for a protein of 654 amino acids. The transcript has 2 exons. The record is from RefSeq and is a predicted model, not a curated record.